This is a messenger RNA of Nelumbo nucifera (sacred lotus), 1453 nucleotides long. RefSeq names its product pyruvate dehydrogenase (acetyl-transferring) kinase, mitochondrial. Gene Ontology annotation, cellular component: mitochondrion. Lineage: Eukaryota; Viridiplantae; Streptophyta; Magnoliopsida; Proteales; Nelumbonaceae. Gene Ontology annotation, biological process: protein phosphorylation; regulation of glucose metabolic process. The record is from RefSeq and is a predicted model, not a curated record. Gene Ontology annotation, molecular function: pyruvate dehydrogenase (acetyl-transferring) kinase activity.
ACCAUUUCAGUUUUUCUCCCUCUCUCCUCAAAUCUGUGUCAGCUUUGCCUUGUUUGCCUUGUUUGCAUGUUUCGUUCUUCUCUGCCUUGCGGACUUUUGGUUGUGACUUGUUGGUCACUGUUCUUGAGUCAUGGCAGCCAAGAAACUAUGCGAGUCGUUCUCUAAGGCCUUGAUCGAAGAGGUGCACAGAUGGGGCUGUAUGAAACAAACUGGUGUGAGCUUGAGAUACAUGAUGGAGUUUGGGUCGAAGCCCACUGAGAAGAAUUUGCUCAUAUCUGCUCAGUUCCUUCACAAGGAGCUUGCUAUAAGAAUUGCCAGGAGGGCCAUUGAGCUUGAGAAUUUGCCUUAUGGUUUGUCUAAUAAGCCAGCUGUUUUGAAGGUACAAGAUUGGUAUUUGGAUUCUUUCCGUGAUCUGCGGUGCUUUCCAGGGAUAAAGGAUACAAGUGAUGAGUUGGCUUUCACAGAAAUGAUUAAGAUGAUCAAAGUAAGGCACAAUAAUGUUGUUCCAAUGAUGGCUUUGGGUGUUCAGCAGCUGAAGAAAGACUCGACUCCGAAGGUGAAGUUUGUUCCUGAGGGUCUUGAUGAGAUUCACCAGUUUCUUGAUCGUUUUUACAUGUCAAGAAUUGGGAUUCGCAUGCUUAUUGGGCAGCAUGUGGCUUUGCAUGAUCCCAAUCCACCACCUGAUGUUGUAGGUUAUAUACAUACUAAACUGUCUCCCGUGGAGGUAGCACGAAAUGCUAGUGAGGAUGCCCGCGCUAUUUGUUUACGAGAGUAUGGAAGUGCACCUGAUGUUAACAUAUACGGAGAUCCCAGUUUUACAUUUCCGUAUGUUCCAACACAUUUGCAUCUUAUGGUAUUUGAGUUGGUUAAGAAUUCUUUGCGUGCUGUUCAAGAGCAAUUUAUGAACUCAGAAAAAGUUGCACCUCCAGUUAGAAUCAUAGUUGCUGAUGGAAUAGAGGAUGUUACAAUAAAGAUCUCAGAUGAAGGUGGUGGGAUACCAAGAAGUGGCCUUCCAAAGAUAUUCACAUAUCUUUAUAGUACAGCAAAAAACCCAUUGGAUGAGCAUUCAGAUAUUGUAUCAACCGAUGGUGUGACAAUGGCUGGAUAUGGAUAUGGGCUUCCAAUAAGUCGCCUCUAUGCUCGUUAUUUUGGAGGUGAUCUGCAAAUUAUCUCAAUGGAAGGAUAUGGGACGGAUGCAUACCUUCAUUUGUCUCGCCUGGGAGAUUCUCAAGAACCACUGCCAUGAUUCUGUAUCCCAGCUCAAGCAUCUAACAUAUUUGUUCUGUGGUUUUCCACUACUUUAUUCAAGAAUGUAAAGGUUUACAUUGUCAUCUAUUUAAGGAAAUUGGGCUGUUAGAUUCUCAUAUACAUGUGGUUGAGUUGGCAGCCUUGUUGUUCAUUGUUUCUCUCGAUCAUAGUUUAGCAGGUAAAUGAAGAUACUCCAUUUUCACAA